UGAUAACGACACUAUUUUCACGAUUUUGUGUGUAAUUUCAUAUUUUUGUCAAUAUUGUUAUUUGUUAUUAUUAUUUACCUUGGGGCUGGGGCGACGGUCACGAGGCGGAAUCGAGACUGUACGUGUAAGGUACCUAUCUAGGUAUCAAGUCAUUAAUAUAAACUUAUCGCGAUCCGAAUUGCUAAUAUUAUGCUGAUUAAAAAUUAAAAUAUCGCCAGAAGACAACGAACCAAUAAUAUUAUGUCGACUUCUGUAAAAUGUCAAUGCGCCUUUGAACAUGACCGAAUAUGUUCGUAUGCAUUGCUAUGACUUGAUAUACUGUGAGUACCUAAUACCUACUAAAUCAAUUUUAAUCAGUCUACUUAUCGAACAAUGGCCAAGAAAAACGUUCGAAACGUUAUUAAAAAAUUGGAAUCGUCCAGUGUGUUGAUCAAUACUUCGAAUCCAUCGGAAUACAAAGCUCCAAGUGCUUUCGUUCAAACAGAAGCAAACAAGGAUCCAGAACUCAUACCGCACUGCUUCAGCUCAUUUUGCUAUUUGGGCCUGUUUGUGUGGCUCUUAUUGGAUAGAAACUACAAUUUAUUAAUCGAUCGCAACUCAAUGAUCAUUAUUGUUACAUGUUACACAAUUGAAUUCGCUAAAUUUGCCUGCCAUUCUUAUCUAGUCAGUAGAAUAACAAAUCAAAUAAAGCCAAAAGUCAAUCCUAUAUUAUGGAUACUUCAGUUUAUAGUUUCCACUGUGCUAGCAGUGGGUGUAUCAUAUUUAUUUUCAAUUCUCUUUGGCGCACCAUUGACUACUAAACAAGAACAAACUUUUGUAUUUUCUGUACUAGCAACAGCACUCAUAAUUACGCCCACUGCCAUUCAGUUAGGAUCAAAUAUAUUGCCAUUACUAUUAACUGAUUGUUUUGAAACGGAAUUCGAUAGUACUGUUGAAGUAUUUGAAAAGAACAAUUUUCGAGCAACAAUUUUAGGAGGGUUCAUUGGUGCAGCAGUAAUACCAUUCGAUUGGGAAACUGAGUGGCAACGAUGGCCAAUUCCAUGUUCAGUUGGAUUAAUAGCUGGACAUUUAUUAGCUAAUGUUUAUGAAAUAAUAUGUUGGCAGUUUAAAACAUUGAAAAAAUAUUCUGUUAAAAAAAAUAAAUUUUGAUUGUAGUUGAAGUUUAAUAUUUUUUUUAUUCAAAUUAGAUAUGUAUGACCAACAUUUGUACUUUUACAUAAUAAAAAUAAAUAGAUAUCCUACAA
Molecule: messenger RNA, 1244 nt
Organism: Myzus persicae (green peach aphid)
Lineage: Eukaryota; Metazoa; Arthropoda; Insecta; Hemiptera; Aphididae
Gene: PIG-F
Product: phosphatidylinositol-glycan biosynthesis class F protein
Exons: 1
Coding region: 373-1149 (258 amino acids)
Biological process (GO): GPI anchor biosynthetic process
Cellular component (GO): endoplasmic reticulum membrane
Source: RefSeq, a predicted model, not a curated record